Equus caballus (horse) is the source of this 4342-nucleotide messenger RNA. It is a transcript of the gene GSTCD, whose product is annotated as glutathione S-transferase C-terminal domain containing. NCBI's taxonomy places the organism in Eukaryota, Metazoa, Chordata, Mammalia, Perissodactyla, Equidae. The record is from RefSeq and is a predicted model, not a curated record. Gene Ontology annotation, cellular component: cytoplasm.
CGAAGAGCGGUGCGCCGGCUCCGAGUCCGCGGCCCGGUGUCCCUCCAGCGGCUUGGCUGGCGGCGGGCGGCCCGCGGGCCGAGACUCGGGGGGCGGCGUCGGAGGCCCGCGCCGGGCGGGGCCGCCGCGACCAGGUGAUCCAAUGCAAGAAGAAAAUGAAAGGCAUUAAGAAAAAUCUUACAGAAGAAUAUCUAUACCUGGAUUUUUCUCACCAAAUAGAAGGAUGUAUCUUUCCUCUUCACACAUCUGUAACUUUAUUUUUGUUAUCAUACUGUGACUGCAAAAUCUUUAAGGUUUGCUUAGUCCUCACUGGAGAAAGUGCAGAUACUUCGCUGCUUAAAAAUGUACUGUCCCAGCAUGUUGAAAUCCAGAUUAUCUCCAGGCAAGAGCUUCCGCUGAUAGUCCAGAAUUGCUGUUUACCUGCAGUGGUAGAAAGCCCAGACAGUUUCUGCAGAGCAGGGCUCGCUGUUGUGCUGAGACACAUCGUCCAGAGAGCAUAUGAUGCAGAGCCCUCAAAGAAGGGGAUCUUGGAGCUGCUGGGUUUUAAGAAGACGUGCCUGAAGGCCUGUGCUGAAGUUAGUCAGUGGACCAGGCUAUGUGAACUCACCAUCCCUUUAUCUAUUGAGAAUUUUCUCAAAGAAUCUUGUGACCAGCACCCAGCUAUCCCUACAGAAAUACUACAGCUAGAGAAAAAGCUCAGCGAGCCUGUUAGAGUGCACAACGAUGACAAACUCCGCCGGCAGAAGCUGAAGCAGCAGAAAGCUGCUGGAGCGGGGCCUACGCUUGCCCAGGAGAAAUUGAAGAGCCAGGCCCAUAUGCAGGAAACAUCUGAGGACCAGGAUCCUUCAUCCCAGAGCCUGGAGCUGCAAGUGGCCUUCUCAAAGCUCACGGUGCAGGAGCACCCAGCUGCUCCCAACAGGGAGCCUGCUCACAUAAGACGGGCAGGCGCCUGCGCCCUUCCGCCCCUGGAGCACGUGUUUGCAGAGGGCCUGUACUUCACCUUAGCAGACCUUGUGCUCCUGCCCUGCAUCCAUCACUUUUUGGUAGUUAUCUGCAAGAAGCUUUCUAAAAGGCUGGUAGAAUUUCCACUGCUGGCCGCCUGGUACCAGAGGGUUCAGGAGGUGCCAGGGGUGAAAACAGCAGCUUCCCGCUGUGGGAUCCAGUUUCUCCACUUACCGGAGUUGCCGACCACCUCCAUCGAACAGCAUCCAAAAUUCAGCGAGGCCGCAGGAGCAGAGGAGCACAGCGACCCUUCGUUUAUAGGAGGCCCAAGACCCACUAUGACCAAGUUAAUGGAAAAGGGCAUCGAAGUGAUGUUUUCUCCCCACCCUUGCCCUGCUUGGACACUUGACUGGAAUAGACUUCCUGCAGCAGUGAGCCCAAAAGAAGGGAAGAUGUCCAGUGACCGAGCGCUGAGGAAGCAGCAGCAGUUGAACAACCUAGUCUACGUGGUGACACAUCAGGCCAGGCCUGGGGACAGGAUCGUGGACUUCUGCAGCGGCGGGGGCCACGUCGGGAUUGUCCUUGCUCACAUGCUGCCGUCAUGCCAGGUUACAUUAAUAGAAAACAAGGAAUUAUCAUUAAUUCGUGCUAAGAAGAGAAGUGACGAACUAGGUUUAAGCAACAUUUGGUUCAUUCAAGCAAAUAUGGAGUAUUUUACGGGGAUGUUUAAUAUUGGGGUAGCAUUGCAUGCUUGCGGAGUGGCAACGGACAUGGUGAUUGAGCACUGCAUCAAAACCCGGGCUUCCUUCGUCACAUGCCCUUGCUGUUACGGUUUCGUCCAGAACACCUCAAAAUUUAGCUUUCCAAAAAGUGAGCAGUUCAAGAAAACUUUGUCAUAUAAGGAACACAUGAUUCUGUGCAGAUUUGCAGAUCAAACAGCUGUCCAGCUUCCACCCCAACGAAGGCUCAUAGGAAAGCAGUGCAUGUGCCUGGUGGACCUGGAUCGAGCGAGAGCUGCAGAGGAGCGUGGCUACUCCGUUCAGGUGAUAUCCAUGGAGCCGGAGAGCUGCUCUCCCAAAAACAACAUGAUUGUGGGGGUCCCCAUUUAGAAGCGGUCGCGUGUGGUGUCCUGCCGCCGACGUGGUGAUGAAAGCCCCGCGGCAUCAGGAGGCUCUUGGCGGAGCGAGGAAACAGCACUCGCCGUCUUGAACCUGUUCGCGCGGGAAGGAAAGCCGCGGGGAGAUCUCGGAAGAGAGGCUGCCUGCACAGCGUCACGGAUGCUCUUAGAGUGCGCGAUGAAAGGGCCGCUGGGUGUGCAGAGUCCCCGGAGUCGCAGCCGCCUGCGGAGUAACGCUCACAGUGGAGCUCCGUCACUGGGGUAACAGCUUCUCUGAUCGGGCCAGUGUGGCGUCCCGUUCAAAACAGUGUGCCUGCAACCUCUGUGAUCAUUAGAUACCCAAAUGGAGACAAAGCUAGACUCAGUGGGGUUGUUUGUUUUUUAUACUUUUAACAAUUGUACUUUUUCUGUAGUUUUUUUAAAAAUCUAGUCAGGUAAUUACAGGAUAGUUAAAUUUUUCAGCUGGGGUGAGAUGGACUUGCAUAUCAUUCCUUACACUCCUUUUAAAUGUAUUUCCCAUGGAUUACCAAAUGAGAUCACUGCUGGUUCAAACAUUUUAUAUUGAAGACAUUAUAAAAUAAUUGAAGUAAAUUUCCCGUUAUGGGAACAUGUAAUUUGGACAUAAAUUCUAACUAAUCAGUAAAUACAUUGAUUAAUUAACCUAAGCAUAUAAAUAAUGAUGGAGGAUCCAUUAUUUUCAAGACCUUGGCGUAGAUUCUUCUAAGGAUACAAAAAUGAAUUGCAAGAGACACAGUGCCUUGCCUGUGGAGGUGAAUCAUCUAGAAGAGAAAGAUUAAUGAAUGAGUUAAGUUCUUUAUAUCAUAAUAGAAGGUGUGGUCACAGAAUUUGUUGUUCAGACAUCAGUCUUUUUUUUUUUAUUUUGGUAAAUCUUACGAGUACCCAUUGGAUGUGGGAGGAGCACAGGAUUUGGAACCUGAUUUGAAUGCUCCUCCCUGCCGACGUUCGCCGGCUCCCACCAGCCAGUGUUUAAAGAUGGAGGGCGUGUCCCUUCUCACAUGCUGCUAAGUGUUUAACUUUUACAUGUCCUAGGCCAUUCCACUUGAGAUAAGAUGUGUUUCAUCGAUUUUGAUGUUUUCAACCCCUAUCUGACACUUGUCAUGAGGAUAAAGGUCUUUAAUAAAUAACUCUUUCAUCACUGUGGAUUAAAUUACAGGAAUAACUUAGGGAGGGUAGGGGGGUUAAGUAAAGAAUGAACCCCCAGCCCUGAGUGUUUUAGUCAUCUGCACCUAUAAACACACCGUGCUCCUCUUUCCUGGUUCUUUUUGGUCUAAUUGAGGUAUGAGUUAUAGACAGUAAAAUAACAGAUUUUAAGUGUUCAGUUUGAGAAGUUUUGCUAACUGUUUACACCCAUGCAACCACCACCAGGAAUAAGAAAUAGAAUAUUUCCAUCAGGCUGUCCCUUUCUGUCCAGUCUCCCCCAUCCCAAAGGCAACCACUCUCUGAUUUCUAUCACCCUACAUUGCUUUGCCUAUUUUUUUCCUUCAUAUAAAUGACAUCAUUUAGUAUGUAGCCUUUGUGUCUGGCAUCUUUUGUUCAACGUAGUAUUUUUUAAGAAAUAUCCACAUUGUUAUGUGUAUCAAUAGUUUCUUCUUAUUCCUAGGAAGUAUUCCAUUAUAUAAAUAGAUCAGAAGGUGUUUAUCCCUUCUCCUGUUGGUAUGUAUUUGGGUUGUUUCCACUUUGAGGAUAUUACAAAUAAGGCCUAUGAAUAUGCUUGUACAAGUCUUUUUGUAGACACGUGUGUUCAUUUCUCUUAGAUAAAUACCUAGUAGUAGAAUUGCUGGGUCAUUGGCUAAAUGAAUGUCAGUUGCCAAACAAUAAAGUGGUUGUACCAUUUAAUAUUCCCACCAGCAACGUGUGAAAGUUCCACUUCUCCACACCCUCGCUAUUUGAUAUUGUCAGUUGAUAUUUUUAUUUUAACCAUUCUGGUGGAUGUGAAAUGGCAUCUCAUUGUGGUUUUAAUUUUUAUUUCUCUGAUGACUAUUGACGUUAAGUAUGAUUUAUAAAGUGUCUUUUCAAGUCUUUUGUGCGUUUUUAAAAUUAGGUCAUUUGGACUUUUUAUUAUUGAUUUAUAAGAGUUCUUUGUAUAUUCUGGAUAUGAGCCCUUUGUCAGAUAUAUAGAGAGAGAAUCUUUUUCACAGUCUGUGGCUUACCUACUCAUUUUCAUAAUGAAUGUCUUAAUUUUCACAAAGGCUAAUUUGUCUUUUCUUUCUUUUAUGGUUAAUAUUUUCUGUGUCCUCUCUAAUAAAGCCUUACCUACCCUAA